Solea senegalensis (Senegalese sole) is the source of this 2248-nucleotide messenger RNA. It is a transcript of the gene sars1, whose product is annotated as seryl-tRNA synthetase 1. Gene Ontology annotation, molecular function: tRNA binding; serine-tRNA ligase activity; ATP binding. The transcript has 11 exons. Gene Ontology annotation, cellular component: cytosol. The coding region runs from base 91 to 1674 and encodes 527 amino acids. Gene Ontology annotation, biological process: seryl-tRNA aminoacylation. The record is from RefSeq and is a predicted model, not a curated record. NCBI's taxonomy places the organism in Eukaryota, Metazoa, Chordata, Actinopteri, Pleuronectiformes, Soleidae.
GUUGUGUGUAGAGUAGUCGUGUGUCAUCUCUGACGCCGCGAGCUCAUUCAGUCUCUCCCGGCGUGUGUGAGAGAAAGACAGCGUGGAAACAUGGUGCUCGACCUGGACCAGUUUCGUACCGACAAAGGCGGCGACCCUGAACUCAUCCGCGAGACUCAGAGGAAGAGGUUUAAAGACGUGGAGCUCGUGGACAAACUGGUCGCCGCAGACACAGCGUGGAGAAAAUGUCGCUUCACCGCAGACAACCUCAACAAAGCAAAGAACCUCUGCAGCAAGAGCAUUGGGGAGAAAAUGAAGAAGAAAGAACCCGUUGGCGACGAUGACUCUUUACCCGAAGAAGCACAGAACCUGGAAUCUCUCACGGCUGAAACACUAUCGGCCCUGACGGUGACCCAGAUCAAGAAGGUGCGUUUGUUGGUGGACGAGGCCGUGGAGAAGGGUGACAGUGAGAGGAUCAGGCUGGAGGCGGAGCGCUUCGAGUAUCUGCGCGAGAUCGGCAACCUGCUCCACCCGUCUGUGCCCAUCAGCAAUGAUGAGGAUGCAGACAAUAGGGUGGAGCGCACCUGGGGCGACUGCACCGUCCAGAAGAAAUACUCCCACGUCGACCUGGUAGUCAUGAUCGACGGCUUUGACGGGGAGAGGGGAGCCAUCGUGGCUGGAAGCAGAGGCUACUUUCUGAAGGGGCCGCUGGUUUUCCUGGAGCAGGCACUCAUCAACUACGCCUUGAGGAUCCUCCACAGCAAGAAGUACACCAUGCUCUACACGCCGUUCUUCAUGAGGAAAGAGGUCAUGCAGGAAGUGGCUCAGCUCAGCCAGUUUGACGAGGAGCUGUACAAGGUCAUCGGUAAAAGCAGCGAGAAGUCGGACGACGGUGCCAUCGACGAGAAGUACCUCAUCGCCACCUCGGAGCAGCCCAUCGCCGCCUUCCUGAGGGAGGAGUGGCUCAAGCCCGAGGACCUGCCCAUCCGCUACGCCGGCUUCUCCACCUGCUUCAGACAGGAAGUGGGCUCCCACGGCCGAGACACCCGCGGCAUCUUCAGGGUGCACCAGUUUGAAAAGAUCGAGCAGUUUGUGUACGCCUCCCCUCACGACGGCAAGUCAUGGGAGAUGUUCGAUGAGAUGAUCGGGACGGCAGAGGAGUUCUACCAGUCGCUGGGAAUUCCUUAUCGCAUCGUGAACAUCGUGUCCGGUGCCCUGAAUCACGCGGCCAGUAAGAAGCUGGAUCUGGAGGCCUGGUUCCCGGGCUCGUCGGCCUUCAGAGAGCUGGUCUCCUGCUCAAACUGCACCGACUACCAGGCCCGACGCCUCCGCAUCCGCUACGGACAGACCAAGAAGAUGAUGGACAAGGCCGAGUUUGUGCACAUGCUGAACGCCACCAUGUGCGCCACCACGCGCGUCAUGUGCGCCAUCCUGGAGAACUACCAGACUGAGGAGGGCAUCGUCAUUCCAGAGAAGCUCCGGGAUUUCAUGCCUCCAGGUUUGACAGAGAUCAUUAAGUUCGUGAAGCCUGCGCCGAUUGAUGAGGAAGUAUUGAAGAAAGCAAAGAAACAGGAAGGAGGAGGAGGAGGAGGACAAGGAGGAGGGAAGAAGAAGAAGAAGAAGCAGGGAGGAGGAGGAGGAGGAGACCAAAACCUGCCCAACGCCAUGGACAACAUGUCCGUCAACGACUCGUAGGCUCCAGCACGCUUCACCUCGCCGACCUCGCAGACACAAACUCAUGGGACCGGAAACGAUCCACACUUAAAUGGUUCUGGCUCCGUCUCGUGUGUGCGUGUCUGUGUGCCAGGACAGUUGUUCAUCUCUUCAUCUCAGAUGGUUCCUCUCACACGAGACGAAGACAUCGCUCUGUGCUCUCACCCACUUCAGUCCACCUCACAUCUGCAACCACACUGAGCCUAAACCCAACAGAUUAAAAUGAAAUUAAAAAAAACAACCUGGAUUCGUCUCUGAGAGUGCGAUGUUUUCCUGCUCUUAUUACGUUUUCAAAAAAGUGAGGCUUCCAAAUAUUUACCGAUUGAUCGCUGUCCAGCUCUUUUUUUGCUUUAGGCUUUUUGUGGUUUCUCCGAUCACUGUCAUUGUUUUCAACCUCCGUGGCUCGAUGAUGUCAUCAGCGUUGACCACACUGUUGUUCACUGGCUUAUUAUGGCUGAAAAAAACCUGCAUUAUAUAAUCAUGACAUAAAGUUAUAGUAUCUAUGAUUGAUGAAGUGGUUCACUGUUAACCAAUAAAUACAGGUGAUGUAAAGGUC